Molecule: messenger RNA, 1068 nt
Organism: Hansenula anomala
Lineage: Eukaryota; Fungi; Ascomycota; Saccharomycetes; Phaffomycetales; Wickerhamomycetaceae
Product: aldo/keto reductase
Exons: 1
Coding region: 77-1045 (322 amino acids)
Source: RefSeq, a predicted model, not a curated record
GAGUGAUCAACAAUUAAUUGAAUGGACAAGAUUAGGUAAAUCUGGUUUAAAGAUCUCCAAAAUCAUCAUUGGAUUCAUGUCUUAUGGUUCAAAGAAAUGGGCAGAUUGGGUUGAAGAUGAUGAAGAGAAAAUCUUUUCAAUUCUAAAGAAAGCUUAUGAUUUAGGUCUUAGAACUUAUGACACAGCUGAUGUUUAUAGUAACGGUUAUUCUGAAGUUAUUUUGGGAAAGUUCUUAAAGAAGUAUAACAUCAAAAGGGAUAAAGUUGUCAUUUUAACAAAAGUUUUCAAUCCAGUUGAUGAAGACUUGGACCUAAGACAUGGUGCUCGUGGCCCAGAUGUUAAAGAUGUUGACUUAAUCAAUUCUAAAGGGCUAUCAAGAAAACAUAUAUUCGAUGGUGUUGAAAAUUCUGUCAAGAGAUUAGGUACCUAUAUUGAUGUUUUACAAAUUCAUAGAUUGGAUAAGGAAACAGAGCCUGAAGAAAUUGUUGAAGCAUUGAAUGAUGUUGUUGACCAAGGUCUUACAAGAUACAUUGGUGCUUCUUCAAUGAGAGCUACUGAAUUUGCUGAGUUACAAUUUACAGCUGAAAAAAAUGGAUGGCAUAAAUUUAUUGUUGUUCAAGAUUUAUACAACUUACUAUAUCGUGAAGAAGAGCGCGAAAUGAUUCCUUUCGCUAAAAAGCAUGGGGUUGGUAUUAUACCAUGGUCUCCAAAUGCAAGAGGUGUAUUGACUAGACCAUUAUCGGAAACUUCAGAAAGACAUAAAUCUGAUCCUCAAUUUAAAAAUUUGGGAUUGAACAACUUAACUGAAGAAGAUAAAGAGAUUGUGAACAGAGUUGAAGAAGUUGCUAAAAAACACAAUGUUUCACAGGCUAUUGUUGCAACUGCUUGGGUUUUAAGUAAAGGCACCUAUCCAAUUGUCGGAUUAAACAGUGUCGCAAGAGUGGAAGAAGCUGUUGUUGCUUCUCAUUUCAAAUUAACUGAGGAUGAAAUUAAUUACUUGGAGGAGCCAUAUAAGCCAAAGAAAGUAGUUGGUUUUGCUCAAUAGUCAGUUCCAAGCUAUAUAUUAAU